AUGCCGCAGCUCAUACUGUCUCGUCUGUCAAGGCUGAAAGGCAUAAAAGUUCACAUCCGCCGAGAUUUGGAACCCGAGGACAGGGAUCGUUUGAAGACUGCGGUCAUUGAGCUCAAACGCCGUACAGAGGAAGGUGAGACUGACUUACAAGUUGUAAAUUUUCGGGUGAUCAAGAAGGGUGUACGAACCCGUAUCAACCGGUUGCUCAACCUCCAGGCACGUCCCGCAGUACCUCCCAGGACCUCCGUGUGGCAUUCGCCAACGUGUGCA
This is a messenger RNA of Dicrocoelium dendriticum, 270 nucleotides long. The record is from the annotation of a GenBank genome assembly. Lineage: Eukaryota; Metazoa; Platyhelminthes; Trematoda; Plagiorchiida; Dicrocoeliidae.